Messenger RNA from Pieris macdunnoughi, 603 nucleotides. The record is from the annotation of a GenBank genome assembly. Lineage: Eukaryota; Metazoa; Arthropoda; Insecta; Lepidoptera; Pieridae.
AUGAAUACUGAAGUCAUAUUAGAAGAUCCAGAAGUAGAUACUGAGGCGGCAACCGAAGAAAAAGAAAUACCAAUUUGCGCUCGUUUAGUAUUUACAAAAGAGCAGACUGAAUCCCUUAAAAAUUUUGAUGUAAAAGCUAAAUUAGAGCUAACUGAAUAUCAGAAAAACGAUUUACACGAGGCGUUCAACCUUUUAGAUUACAAUGGAGAAGGCAAAAUCAAAGCAGAGGAUUUUCGAGUAGCCAUAAAGGCUUUAGGAUAUGAACCUACGAAAGAAGAACUUCAAAAAAUGAUAAAUGGCGUGGAUAAAGGUCUUACUGGUAAAUUAAGUUUUGAGAACUUUGAAACCGCUAUUAUGCGUAAAAUAAUGUCACUGGAUAGCGAUGGUGAUAUAAUGAAAAGUUUUAGGCUUUUCGAUAUGGAUGACUGUGGAUUUAUUAGUUUUGAAAAUCUAAAACAAGUUACUAAAAUAUUAGGAAUUUACUUAAGUGAUCAAGAAAUAGAAGAAAUGAUUGAUGAUGCUGACAAAGACUUCGACGGAUUCAUUUCUGUUCAAGAGUUUAUGAGAAUGAUUAAAAACUCAGUUGAUAUCGUUACUCCAUAA